Molecule: messenger RNA, 684 nt
Organism: Lachancea dasiensis
Lineage: Eukaryota; Fungi; Ascomycota; Saccharomycetes; Saccharomycetales; Saccharomycetaceae
Source: the annotation of a GenBank genome assembly
AUGGAUGCUUUACUUUUUAACCUGGCGGGUGAUGUGCCAGUUGUAACAAAGACUUGGACUGCUGGCAUUGUGGUCAUGUCUGUGCUGACGAGCACCACCAUCGUGGAUCCAAAUAAGACGUUGUACAAUUUCGAUCUAGCAUUCAAAAGGGGUCAAUACCUCCGGGUUUUGUAUUCUUUCUUCGACUACGGUGAGCUUAACAUGCUUUUCUUCUUUGGUUUGCUACUUAUGCUUUCACAGCUGGCAGCUGUGGAGAAGACGGUAGGGAGCCGGGGACAGUUUCUUUGGAUGAUAUUCGUGAUGGCAGUGCUGGUAAUCGGCAUGAGUAAAUGGAUUCAACCGUAUGAGUCGCUUGCUCAGGUUAUACAUAAGAAUCUGCUGUAUUACAAAAUACGGAGGGACAUCGAGACGAUAGACGCCGCGCGAGGAGGAGGAAACGUAGCGUCCCCGCUGAUGUUUCGUGUGUUCUGCGAUGUAAUGCAGCUAAAAAACAUUCAUAGUAUAUGGGGAAUUUUGAUGACAUAUCUCCCGGGCCAUUUGUACUACUUUUUGGAACAAGUAGUGAGUAAAAUAUAUGGUGUGGAUGUAUGCCAGCCACCUAACAAGUGGUUCAAAUUUACCUUGAGGUCAGAAGCCAAUUCUCCAGAAAGCCACGAUGCAGACAAUGAACACUUACAGGAAUGA